CAGCAAAUGCCCAUUGGCCAAGACAUGACUGGCAGGCACACGGUCACCUAGCAGUUUGAGGGGAUCGUCCUGGUGGAUUGAGACUUUAGUUUGUGUUUGUGUUGUUUAAUCUGCUGGAGARAGAGCAGACAGGACAUCUGUCGGUGCCAGCGACAUGGACUCCAACGUGGCCCAGGUCCAGAGGAUGCAGAAGAAGACCAGCACCAUGUCUCUUACCAUUUCUUCCUCCUCCUCCUCCUCCCGGGAGCGCUCCUCUUCCUCCUCCUCCACGUUGCCCGCUCAGAGACACUCAAGCCUGGUGCAUCCGUUGUGUGUCAGCCCUCAGAGGACGCAGAGUCCUGUCUACAAUCAGCAGUACUCGGGGAAAGGAGUGGCUCCAACAUUUGUUAAGUGCCUCCAUGACAUGUCCACAGUGAAAGGUCAGCUGGUGGUCCUGGAGUGCCGGCUGAGGGGGACCCCUCCACUGCAGGUCAUGUGGUACAGAGAAGACGAACAAAUACAGGACUCUGACGACUUUAGGAUAUUGCGCAAGAGUAAGUGUGAGAUGGAGUCAUACGAUGUGACAAAGUUUGCAUCAGAUCUCCCUGAGCCUGAACCCAUCAGCYGCUCCGAGGAGCCUUUAGGUCGCAGCGAGGAGGAAAGUGCUCUGAGCUCAGAGGGUCAAAGGUCACCAGACGAUUCUGUCAGGGUCUGCACGCCAAGCCCCCUUCCUCCGUCCUCACCACCGGCACAAGUCAAGGAGAAAACCCAAACGCCCAAGCUGUUCACGCCAAGCAAACUGAGCUUCACGGUAAAUUUGAGUGGCCGAUAA
Molecule: messenger RNA, 811 nt
Organism: Poecilia reticulata (guppy)
Lineage: Eukaryota; Metazoa; Chordata; Actinopteri; Cyprinodontiformes; Poeciliidae
Source: RefSeq, a predicted model, not a curated record